Molecule: messenger RNA, 977 nt
Organism: Vicia villosa (hairy vetch)
Lineage: Eukaryota; Viridiplantae; Streptophyta; Magnoliopsida; Fabales; Fabaceae
Exons: 3
Coding region: 86-598 (170 amino acids)
Cellular component (GO): cytoplasm
Molecular function (GO): mRNA binding
Source: RefSeq, a predicted model, not a curated record
CACUCUUCCCACCUUCAACUAUAACUCCCUCUACUUUCUCUCAUACUUAGAAUUUUGUAUUUUCUACAGUUUUUUUAAGGGAAAGAUGAACAGACCAGGAGAUUGGAACUGCAGGGCAUGCAACCACCUCAACUUCCAGAGAAGAGAAUCUUGCCAACGAUGUGGUGAAUCAAAGUCGAUGUCUAGCGGCGGCGGAGGAGAUUACGGUGUAGCCGCCUUCGGCGGUGGAAGAGGCUCUAGUUCGCCUUUUCCUUUCACCACUGGCCCAGAUGUCCGCCCAGGUGACUGGUAUUGUACUGUUGGUAACUGUGGAGCUCAUAACUUUGCCAGCCGCUCUAGCUGCUUCAAAUGUGGUGCUCCUAAGGAUAUUGAUACCUUCUCCUCUGACUCCUCAGACAUGCCAAGGCUAUUGAGAUCACCAUACGGCUUUGGAGGCGGUGGUAGCGCAGGCGCCUCCACCCGCCCCGGAUGGAAAUCCGGUGACUGGAUAUGCACCAGGUCUGGUUGUAACGAGCAUAACUUUGCGAAUAGAAUGGAGUGCUACCGAUGCAAUGGCCCGAGAGACCCUAGUUCCGGAAGGUCUUCCUAUUUAUCAUGAACUUCAUUUCUCCAUCAUGGUUUGGUGUUGAAGAAGAGAGAAUUGAUAGAGGCUAUUAUGUUUCCUAGCUAGAGAUAGUUAUUUAUUUUUGGUCUCUAUCAAUGUUACUUUCUUCAUAUUUUUUUUCUCUUUUGUUUUUGCUUCUUUUGAUUUUGUUUGAUCGAGCUAGCUAGCUAGAAAGGAAUCUUGUUUAGGUUUGAAUAAUAUUUUGAGUAUGGUUGGUGCUGAUCAGUGUAUCUCGGCGGUUAUUAGCUAUGUACUAUCUAGCUAGCCCAUGUACUUUUUUUCAGUAUCAACAGUUUAAUAUUAAUUAGUACUAUGAUUAAUUUGGUGCAAAGAUGUUGUGUUGUGUUGUUGUUUAUCCAAGACGUGUUCUCAA